AUGGCGCGGGUUCGAAGGCGCGGGAGCGUUCGCGGCGGAGGCGGCGCUGAGGCGCUCUGGUGAAGACAUGGCAGCUGCUACCCCGCAGAAAAGGAGCCGUAGUUCUGAUACCGAUGGUUCAUCCUUAGCCUUUGAGACUCCUAUGAAAAAAAUGAUAGGCUUUGCUGAAGGUCUGUCUCCACACAAGAAAUCGAGAAAUAAUUGGUUUGCUUCUCAAAUAAAAUGGUCAUCGAGCUCCAGUGAUGAGAUGAAAGAAAAUGAGGCUGCCAGGGCGAAGCCGGUGCUGUCGAGGAGGCUGGAUAUUUCGCCCCUUUGGGCAGCCAGUGUUCCCACAGCUGCACAGAGGGAGUCCCCAAGGAAAUUAUCCCCAAAGGCCGCGUCCUCAUACAAGCCCCUUGUGCCUGUGGUGUCUUUUUACAGCAAGGAAAAGCAUUACCUUACUCCUCUUGAGAGGAAAGAACUGAAUGAGAAACGCUCUUUGGGCGAGAGGAAUAGGGAUGAAAAUCUCCCAGCUGCCAGCAGGACCGAGAAGAUGAACGUGACCUUGAGCAGGAACACGAGCUCAAAGCCAACCAAGCAGGCAGCCAACCCCAAGCAUAGCAGAACUGUCCCCAAAACGCUUAAGAAGGCAAAGGGAGAGAUCCCAGCGGGAAAACCCAAUGUGGAGAAAGAGAAUGUGAAUUGCCUAAUUAAAAAGAAGAUGGAUUCACCCUUCAGAGUCCUAAGCAUGACAGUUAAGCCAGCCCUGAAACUCCAGUUGGGAGCAGCGUUCUUUUCUGCCAGGAAGAAAUCACACUCUAAAAAACCAGUUGUAGACACUAAAUCUCUCCAGGGUCUCCCCAAAUCUCUGCAAGAAAACGAUCAGCCUGAACCACCGACAACGACCAAGUCUAAUUCAGCAGAUGGAAACAAAAUUCUUGAGGCGGCUGGUGUGCUGAGAAGUAUUCCCGUGCCUCAGAAGAAGGAAAAUGAAAACAGGAAGGACUUUACGAACUGUGCAAAUCGACAGAGAGAUUUGGCAGCUCUGCAGAAAAGCAGAAGCAGCUCCAGUCUGCUUUGUACUUCCAGGUCUGCAGCCGCAGGAGACGGCGAUGCGGAGAACGUGGAUGUUGAUGAAAUCGGUUCUCCUACAACCUGUGAGUCCGAUGACUGCAUUAUUCCUUCAAGCCAAUCUCCGUGUAAGGGGAAUGAGCAAGCAUCUCCUUCCAAUGCUGUUGUCUACCCCAUAUUCAGUGCACCCCCUAUCAGCAAAAAAAGGACGCAGGCUCCGCUGGAUGAACUGACCGCUCCGUUUGGGUCCAGCCCACCCGCAAAAACAUCUCGCACCUCCCAGAAAAGCAAGAAGGCAAAAGAGCUCUGCAAGGGCUCCAGAGAUCAGAUGAUCAUUGAUGCCGGUCAGAAGCAUUUUGGUGCCAUAGUUUGCAAAUCGUGCGGCAUGAUCUACACGGCCGCUAGCCCGGAGGAUGAAGCCCAGCACAUCCAGCACCACGAGCGAUUCCUCGAGGGACUCAGAUACGUGGGUUGGAAGAAAGAACGGGUUGUGGCAGAGUUCUGGGAUGGGAAAAUCGUAUUGAUCCUUCCAAAUGACCCGAAAUAUGCCGUCAAGAAGGCAGAAGAUGUGCGAGAAAUUGUAGAUAACGAACUGGGCUUUAAGCAAGUUUCUUUGAGCUGCCCAGACAAGACUAAAAUCUACUUGUUUGUGUCCAACGAGAAGAUGGUGGUUGGGUGCUUGGUGGCUGAAUCGAUCAAGCAGGCUUUCCGGGUGCUGUCGGAACCAGGAGCCGCGCCGUCCCCCAGCCAGGACCCCCUGCAGCAGCACCGGGCUUGGCGCUGCUCCACCGAGCCAGAGGCCGCCGUCUGCGGCGUCAGCAGGAUCUGGGUGUUCGGCCUGAGGCGGAGGAAAGGCAUCGCCCGCCGCAUGGUGGACGUGGUCAGGAGCACCUUCAUGUACGGCAGCUACCUGAGCACCGACGAAAUCGCCUUCUCCGACCCCACGCCGGACGGCAAGCUGUUCGCAACCAAGUACUGCCAAACCCCCAACUUCCUGGUUUACAAUUUUAUUUAUGCCAACUGAUUCGACUCGAGUAGUGCGAGUUGAGGUUUGUUUAAACCCUCUGCGAUAAUCGGGGUGUUUAAUUGAACACUUAAGCGUUGUUACCCGGCUAAACGCUGCUUUCCUGCUCAUGCUGAUUGCUGGCUCUUCCCUCGUGAGCGAGCUGGGGGCGAAUGUCACUUUGUGUACAGAGCUGUGUUAUAUUUUAGUGUCACGCUGUGGAACCUUGCUUGGAUUUCAGGUAGGUUUGUUUCUUCUGAGACUAAAUUUUAUUGAGAGUAACUUAAUUUCU
Molecule: messenger RNA, 2345 nt
Organism: Egretta garzetta (little egret)
Lineage: Eukaryota; Metazoa; Chordata; Aves; Pelecaniformes; Ardeidae
Gene: ESCO2
Product: establishment of sister chromatid cohesion N-acetyltransferase 2
Exons: 11
Coding region: 68-2074 (668 amino acids)
Biological process (GO): mitotic sister chromatid cohesion
Cellular component (GO): nucleus; chromatin
Molecular function (GO): protein-lysine-acetyltransferase activity
Source: RefSeq, a predicted model, not a curated record